This is a messenger RNA of Drosophila nasuta, 1429 nucleotides long. RefSeq names its product type-1 angiotensin II receptor-associated protein. The record is from RefSeq and is a predicted model, not a curated record. Gene Ontology annotation, biological process: angiotensin-activated signaling pathway. The transcript is spliced from 5 exons. Gene Ontology annotation, cellular component: plasma membrane. Lineage: Eukaryota; Metazoa; Arthropoda; Insecta; Diptera; Drosophilidae. The coding region runs from base 714 to 1193 and encodes 159 amino acids.
UUCGUGUCGGUCUUUUUUAUACUUGUUUUUUUUGUCAUUUUUUUUUCAGUCGUUUGGCGCUGCCCCAUGCACAGUUCACACUCAGAUUCAAAUUGAAAUUGUUCGUGCGCUGUUCGCUGCUCGUGUAUAGCUCCGUCGCCUUAACGCCCCCAGAAAUCAACGCGUGUAAUUUGUUGGCGCUAAGAGAAAGAAAUAAAACGGUACUUCGAAGACCAACAAGUGCUCCGGCUUACAAAUUGCAUUCUAUGUGGAUUCUGUGCGUCUGCGUGUCCGUGUGAAUUUGUUAGUGCAUUUGUGUGCGUGCCAUUCUCACAUAUUGUGUGUUGUUGUGACGAAAGUGCGUUCAACCAAUUGAAAGUGAAUUACAAGUCAAAAUAGAUUUUGAAAAAAAAUAAAGACAGAGACCAGACACGCACACACAAACACACACACACACACUCAGUCGCAAAUACGUCGUCGCAUUAAAAGUAGAACAAUUCAAAAUAUUUGCACCGAAAUAACGAAAACAGCUGUCGAAAUAGCAAGUGAAUUUCUGACUGCGGGGGAAACGAAGUAACAACAGACCUCUUGUUGUUGUUGUAGCGGUCUCUUUUUUUCGCACUGUGUGGUUGCUGUGUGUGGGCGGCGACGCGACUGCUGCGCAACUGCAUUUGCAUUACCAAAUUUGGGUCAAAGCAACAAAAAUAUAAAGAAGGAGCAACAUCAUCAUCAAAAUGACCGAUUUAAAUGAAUUGAUGGGUUCACCAUUUGUGCGCGUUAAGGUCGUUGCCUUUGUGCAUUUCAUAUUUAUAUCGAAUGCUAUGCUUGGCAGCUGGGGCCAUGGCGCCUAUGAAUUCUACAAUUUUCUCUUUAUCAUCUCCUUGUUCUGGACCAUCCACAGCAAGGAUUCCGUUGAGGCGGUGCAAACGGCGCUUGUGAUCAAUGCAUCUAGCAUUUUCUUUGAUCUAGUCAGCAUAAUCGUUAGUUUCAAUUAUAUGAAUGGCUGGGCUGUCGCAUUUAGCAUUAUCAAUCUGAUAUUGCGUCCAGUGAGCGUGGCUCUCUUGUAUCGUGAGUUCAAUACGCGUGGCGGCAGUCUACAGGGUGGAUCCGUCUUCCCGACCACACAGCAGCGUAGCUAUCAGGAUAUCGAUCGUCCCACGCAGCCGACACCAACUAAUUCGCAGCCAGGACCAAAUGUGGCGAGCAUUUUUUAAGACGCCAAGACGACUUGUAAUGACACCCUUCCAAGUACCUAAAUGAGUAAUACCUAGAAGAAACUUAACAUGAAAACAACCUUUAAACUUAUUCCCAACAAGAAAUUAACAGUCAACAAGUCGCAUUUUUUGUUUUUUUUUUUUGCCUGUUAAAAAUGAGAAAAGUUGUAAGAGCUAAGCGAGAGAAAUUGUAGUUAUUGAUGAGUAAAUAAAGACAAAACGAUAACCGACGACAA